Messenger RNA from Ictidomys tridecemlineatus (thirteen-lined ground squirrel), 4611 nucleotides. It is a transcript of the gene Prox2, whose product is annotated as prospero homeobox 2. Gene Ontology annotation, cellular component: nucleus. Gene Ontology annotation, molecular function: DNA-binding transcription factor activity, RNA polymerase II-specific; RNA polymerase II cis-regulatory region sequence-specific DNA binding. Lineage: Eukaryota; Metazoa; Chordata; Mammalia; Rodentia; Sciuridae. Gene Ontology annotation, biological process: regulation of transcription by RNA polymerase II. The record is from RefSeq and is a predicted model, not a curated record.
GAAUUUCUGCUCCACUUGAGAUCUACUGACUUGAAAUCUGUUUUACCAAGAUCCCAAGGCCUUUUUCUUUGUACACUCAAGUUUAAAAAGCACUGCUCCAAGUCACAUGUACUGUUUUCUUGCUGUCUUUAAUUUCAGGAGUCUGCCCAGGAGGUUCCUAAGUCCUGGCAUCCAGAGCCUCAGUCCUCUGCAGCAGAAAUUUUUCACCCUGCUGAGGGCAGAGGAGGGACCUCCGGUUCAUUCUGGGUGCGUGUCCCACUGAAGAGGGAGGAGGGAUUCCAGAAGCCCCUCGACUUCUUCAGAGGGCUCUCAGCAAUUGCCUGGGAAGCCAAGCGAUGGAUCCAAACUCUAUCUUGAUUUCUUCUCAGUCUGGGACCUGCUCCCACCUGGCCGAACUCUGUGUGGAAGGUGAGAGAAGCCCAGCCUCCCAAGAGCUGGAGAAAGACUCCCCCUUUCCCUGGGGCCAGGCCUCCAGUUCUAGCCUCACUGAUACCAACUGGUUUGGGGAUGAGCACAUCCAGGCCAAGAGGGCAAGAGUGGAGACCAUCGUCCAAGGCAUAUGUCUCUCUCCCAACCCCCUGGUGCCAGGCAAUGCCCAAGCCAGGGACAGCCCAUGCUGCACAGAGAAGCGAAAGAGGAAGCAGAGUCUCCCCAUGCAGCAAGGCCCCCUGAAGCCAGGCCCUGCCUGGGGCAACAGGAAGGGGGGUCCCGGGGUAAGAGAACAAUUUCAUCGGCUCAAGCAACAGCUGAGACAUCUGCAACAGCACAUCCUGCAGACUGCCGAGCCCAGGGCUGCAGCUCAGGACCCCAGAGGCUCUGAGCAGGGGCAAGGCUCCCUGAGGGAGAAGCAGAGGAACAGCUGUGAGUCUAACCCCUGGGCUACCGACAGUGACCGCCAUCAGGAUUCUAGUGCGUACCUUUGUGGGGCAGAAAAACACAGAGUGUCUGAGCCUGAACAUCGGUCUGAGGAGCUCAGGUUCCUUUCUUCUGGAACACAAGCUUUGUUGGAGAUUCUGAGGAAAGAACUGACCAGGGCAGUAUCCCAGGCUGUGGACUCUGUUUUACAAAAGGUGCUUUUGAAUCCACCAGGCCACCUGACCCAGCAGGGCAGAAGUUUCCAGAGACUAGUGCCAGAGGGCGGAAGUGAGCCCUCGCCUCCUAUGGGAGGGACCUAUAAAGAUCUAUUUACUCUGGCCACCUUGCCCAGAAGGACCCAGCCACAAGUUGGGGUCCCUGUAGGAAACUUACCACUAGUCAAGCCUCUGGAUUCUCUGAGGUACCCUAUCUCACCAAGAAUCUCCAAAUCCUAUCAGGGUCCCGCAACAAACUAUCCCUUGGCUAUUCCUUCCCACGUCCAGGAAAAUCAGAUUCUUAGCCAGCUAUUGGGUCGUGGACCCAAUGGUCAUUGGAGCGACAAUCCUCCUCUGGACUCAUCUUCACAAAGUCACCCCUCUAUAGAGUCUGCUCUGCAACCUUGGGUCUGGAGCCAGCAGCCGUGCCCGCUGCCUUUCACCACAGUGCCCCAUCUGGAGAGCCGGCCCCUCCUUCCCUCCGUGAAGACUGAGCACAACAGCCUGGAGGCUAUCACAGAUGCAACUCCCUUCUCUUCCGUAUAAAUCCAGGAAGGACUGAACCCUGGUCACUUGAAGAAGGCCAAACUCAUGUUCUUCUUCACAAGGUACCCCAGCUCCAGCCUCCUGAAGGCUUAUUUCCCCGAUGUCCAGUUCAACCGCUGCAUCACCUCUCAGAUGAUCAAGUGGUUCAGCAACUUUCGUGAGUUUUAUUACAUCCAAAUGGAAAAAUUUGCCCGUCAAGCGGUUUCAGAUGGUGUCACAAAUCCCAAAGUGCUGGUGGUUCUCCGUGAUUCAGAACUUUUUCGAGCCCUCAAUAUGCACUAUAACAAGGGAAAUGACUUUGAGGUCCCAGAUUGCUUCUUGGAAAUUGCCAGCGUGACAUUGCAAGAGUUCUUCAGGGCUGUCUCCACAGGGAGAGACUCAGAUCCUUCCUGGAAGAAACCCAUUUAUAAAAUUAUUUCAAAACUGGACAGUGACAUCCCAGAGAUAUUCAAAUCAUCCAGGUAUCCCCAGGAGGUGUUUCGGAGUUAAAGUCAAACAAAAUGAGGAGUGACUGGCCAGAGUUUCCUGAGUUUGUCUUAAAUGGUAACCAUUUAGCUAUAGUCAUAUAAAAUGGGCACAUGAACUCCCUGCCCUUGAAUAAGUACUAUUACCAUUCUGAUCGCUUAUUUCCUUUCUAGAAUCAUCAAAUAUUUAAACUUAAUUAUAAAAUACAUCAACUGAAUAUAUCAAUGUAUCGGUAUAUUGUAAAAGAAACACAAGUUUGGAAUAGGAAGACUUGAAUCUCAAUCCACUGUUGCCAGGUGUUGAGACUGACAACUUCCUGUUAGCUCUGCAUCUGUAAAAUAAGGUUGUAAGGAUUAAAGAUACUAUGUCCUGAAGUGUUCUGUGACACGUGACACAAAAACUAUUUUCCCUCUCUUCCUCUAGCUAUCAGGGUAUUUGGGGCUUUUACAAAUGACUAUUUUCAUUUUACUUACCUGUUUCUCAAGCUCCACCUAUCUGCCAGACACUGUCACAUUCAUUAAACUUCUGCCCUGAAAAGCAGCUAUUAUCCAAACAGAACCUUGAACAAACCAAGGUUUUUGAACUAUGAAGUAAUUUCCCAAAUGUUGUAAGGCCAGGACAGUUGGGUUGGUAGACCUGGUCAGGAACACGGAGGAACCCAAGACAUUCUGAGCAAGGCUGCAUGCUACUCUACACUGUCACUCAGGAUCUCAAACAGGAAACCACCACUAGAGCAAGCAUUUAGCACUGAUGUGGCACUGACAACGCUGCCUGGUGCUCCACCUCACAGGUGAUGAAUAGCAAAACAGAGAAAUACAGAAAUGGAAAUUCUCCAAUUCCAAAAGAAAUUACAGUCCGUGGACAAACUUCCACAGGUGAAGCAAUUUGUGAAAUCCACACUUUCUUCCUCCCUUCUGGCCCAACACAAACUGACUCACUCUGAACAAACAGCAAGAGAUCUGCAAAGCUGAGUAACUGUAUCUCUCUUCUUAACUAGUCAGAAUGAAGCCUGUAAACGUGGCCAAAGGCAUGCAGGAUAGAGUAGGAUAAUACAUGGCUUGGGCUUUUUAGUCCUGAGAGAUGUCUGUGACUGCACUAGCUUCCUUUCUUCCCAUCUACACAGAACAAAUUCCAUUGUGCAGCUACUCCACUUCCAUGACUUAGAGGGUGAGGCGCUAGCUGGAGCGGAUAACUCCCUAAACUAUUGCUAGAUACUCAGCACAAAAAAGAUGAUAUGACAGCAUAAAAAAGAUGAAAGAUGACUUUGAAUUUUCUCUUACUUCAAACAGCUGAGAGAAGAAACAAAGCAUACACAGCCUAAACCAAGACUUGUAGGUCAUUUUUGGUUUUUGGUGCUGGGGAUAGAACCCAAGGCCUCCUGCAUGUCUAAGCAUGUGCUCUACCACCCAACUACAGCCCUAGCUAAGGGUUAUUUUUAAGUGUCCUUCAAGGCAUCCAAAUAUUCAGACACACUUUACCCCAUUUUCUCCUCAUUUUUAUCAAAAUGAAGGAAUCUGCUCAAACCAAAAUUCAGACAGUGGCAAUUAUUGAUUACCUCAGUCAAGGGCAAUCAAUUCUGUUUGGACACAGAAGAAUCCACUGUCCAGAGAGGCAUCACAUGAUUAUUGAAGAAAUCCAUGGAAAGCAACUCCAAGUUGACAUGAUUGUCCAGUAUGGAGCAGCUGUCCCAAACCUGAAACUCAUUAGUAUGUUUUACAAGCUGAGCCAAGCCACCUCAAGGGCUGUCAACCUUGUCCUGAGGACCGAUUAGAUGAAAUAUGUAAGCUCAAAUUUAAAACAUUCAUGUCCUGCAGCCUUUCCAGGAAGUGUUCUCUGACUACUGAGCUAAACACAGAAGAAUGUAUAAAUACGUGCACUCUGCCAACAGAGGAAUUCCAUUUUAUUAGUUUUCUGUUUCUACCAAGUACAUGUCUUUCAGUGUUGGGAAUAUAGACUGGGUGUAAGUGGAGCUGGUUAUUAUGUUCCUUCAGCAGUCAUAACACUGCCAAAGGUCUGGUCAAUUUUUCCAUUAAGGUGUAUGUGGGUGCUGUUUUCUCCCAAAUGAGACAUGUUCAAUAUUCUGGUCAAGUACUGCAUAAUUGUCUUUCAAUGGUGGAUGACAGGCCUGUACUGUGAUGUGUGAUGACAACACCUCCGAGAGAAUGCUAAUUACAGAUGAAAGCAGGCUGUUAAUUAGCAUUCAGUAUUUUAAACAUGGUUUUACACAGUGCACACAACUCCAAACUCAACUCAAACGGUGAGAGGUAUUUCCUGGACCUAUCAGGGGUGCCUAUGUGAUUUUUUCCUUCCCCAUCAAAGAAAGGUCAAAGCAUGAAUAACAAACAACACUAUUAUAAAGUUCUACACCUCAGUCCCAUUAAGGAAGUUCGCUUUUAAAACGUUUUCAAUGAAAAAUGUACAAUCCUCAAAAAAAUUAAAAAGCACUCCUAUAAUCUAAUUUUAUACAUGUCUCUUUUAAAAAUAUUUCUUUAAAAAUCCUUUAAAAAAUGGCUGAAGUUUUGGUAAUCAG